AUGAUUUGGACGAAAGCAUCCAAUUGUACCAAACGAUGGCUAAUCCACUCAAUCCACAAGACUAUUGUCCGCAACGGUGGCCACACUCACAGACACCUGACCACCGCUGCCAACAGAUACGCCGAUUCUUCGCGCAAAUCGCAUAAUCAGGUAAUCGGUGACCGCUUUGUGGCACUCGUUGUGGCAGUAAUUGUCUGCCAAUUGAUUCGUAUCGAUGUCUGGCAUCGACUCGAGUCCACAAAAAUCUCGAGGGACUACCCGGUGGUGGACCACACGUACGACGCGGUGGUGGUGGGCGCCGGUGGGGCCGGACUGCGGGCGGCACUAUCACUCAUUAUUAGUGAUAAUUACUUGCAAUACAAACCAUGA
Molecule: messenger RNA, 369 nt
Organism: Oppiella nova
Lineage: Eukaryota; Metazoa; Arthropoda; Arachnida; Sarcoptiformes; Oppiidae
Source: the annotation of a GenBank genome assembly